Fukomys damarensis (Damara mole-rat) is the source of this 2338-nucleotide messenger RNA. RefSeq names its product acyl-CoA thioesterase 12 (gene Acot12). The transcript is spliced from 17 exons. The record is from RefSeq and is a predicted model, not a curated record. The coding region runs from base 341 to 2137 and encodes 598 amino acids. Gene Ontology annotation, cellular component: extracellular exosome. Gene Ontology annotation, molecular function: lipid binding; acetyl-CoA hydrolase activity. Lineage: Eukaryota; Metazoa; Chordata; Mammalia; Rodentia; Bathyergidae.
GCCUCACGCUAAAGCAGAGGUGGAUUUUGAACUGGAGCCUGGGCAGUUAGCACCUGGUGACAGUGCACUGCCUGGAAAACAAAACAAGCAAACAACAAACAAGGAUUUUAAAAGUCAAGCACAUUCACAGGCGUUCAGCCCGCCCACUCACGCUUUCCCUUGGGCGUCUGCAGCGGUGACACCGCCCUGAGUCCCGCACUGUCCCCUGCCCCUGCCCAGCCAGCCAGAGACACCGAGGACACGUGAGCUCCUGCCCCAGGCUGGAGGGCAGCACCCAGGAGUCCCGCGUCAGCUGUCUGGCAUCCACGGUCCGCUGUCCCUGCAUCUGUCCCCUCAGGCCAUGGAGCCCAGCGAGGUGCACAUGACCCAGGCCAUCCAGCCCGCGCACGCGGACGUCCGCGGAGAGCUCAGCGCGGGACAGCUGCUCAAGUGGGUGGACGUCACGGCCUGCCUGGCAGCGGAGAGACACGCGGGGGUUUCCUGCGUCACCGCCUCGGUGGAUGACAUUCAGUUUGAGGAGACAGCAAGAGUUGGGCAAGUUCUAACCAUCAAAGCAAAAGUUACCAGAGCCUUCAACACCAGCAUGGAGAUAAGUAUCAAGGUUAUGGUUCAGGACAUGCUCACUGGCAUUGAGAAACUUGUGAGUGUCGCUUUCUCCACAUUUGUGGCCAAACCAGUUGGAGAAGAAAAGAUUCAUUUAAAACCAGUCAGACUCCUGACUGAACAAGAUUGCAUGGAACAUGAUCUGGCUUCCGAGAGAAGGAAAGUUCGAUUGCAACAUGAAGAUACCUUCCAGAGCUUAAUGCAGGAAAGCAGCAAGUUUGAAGAUCCCACGUGCGAGGAGGAGCAGGGGGACGAGGACGAGGGAAUGGUGACCAGCGGCACCGCCGUGCAGAGCAUCGAGCUGGUGCUGCCGCCCCACGCGAACCACCACGGAAACACGUUCGGGGGCCAGGUCAUGGCGUGGAUGGAGACGGUGGCCACCAUCGCUGCAAGCCGCCUGUGCCGAGCGCACACCUUCCUGAAGUCCGUGGACAUGUUCAAGUUCCGGGGCGCCUCCACCAUCGGGGACCGGCUCUUCUUCAGCGCCAUUGUCAACAACACGUUCCAGACCUGUGUGGAGGUCGGGGUGCGCGUGGAGGCCUUUGACUGUCGGGAGUGGGCCGCGGGCCGAGGCCGGCACAUCAACAGCGCCUUCCUCAUCUACACCGCUGUGGACGACCGGGCGGAGCCUGUCGCCUUCCCCAGGAUCAAACCCGUUUCCGAGGAUGACUUCAGACGCUACCGGGGAGCAAUCGCACGCAAGAGAAUCCGUCUAGGCAGGAAAUACGUCAUUUCUCACAGAGAAGAGGUUCCCGUCUUUACGCACUGGGACACGAGCAAGCAGGAAUCCCUGAGUGAAGGCAACGUGGAGGCACUCAGAGAGCUGGCGGCCAAAAGCGGCUGGGAAGUGACCAGCGCCUUGGACAAGAUAAAAAUAUACACUCUGGAAGAGCAAGAUGUCAUAUCAGUUUGGGUUGAGAAACGUGUGAAAUGCCCAGCACGCCUGGCUUAUCGUCUCUUGUGCGACUUCACGAAGCGGCCGUCAUGGGACCCGCAUUACACGUCCUGCAACCUCAUAAACCAGGUGAGUGAGGACGACCAGAUCUAUCACAUCACCUGUGCUAAUGUGAACGGCGACAAACCCAAGGACUUCGUCGUACUCGUGUCAGGAAGAAAGCCUCCCACAGACGGGAACACAUACCUGGUGGCAGUGAAGUCGGUGGUCCUGCCGGCCGUCCCACCGUCUCCAUGGUAUACCAGAAGCGAAGUGGUGUGUGCAGGCUUUCUCAUCCAGCCCACCGACAGCAGCUCCUGCACCGUAUCUUACCUGAACCAGAUGUCGGCCAGCAUCCUCCCUUACUUUGCUGGAAAUCUUGGUGGCUGGUCAAAGUCCAUCGAAGAAGCAGCAGCUUCCUGCAUACGAUUCAUAGAGAGUGAUGGACUCAGAAUGACUGACUUUCAGACCAAGAAAAACAGUUCAGAAGAGGUCAAAACCAAACUGCGUCUCAAGACUGGGGCUGGAGUUGUGGCAACUCCAGCUGUCACACUGAGGUGUGGUGUGGUGCACUGUGGACCCCUCAGUACGAGCACAUGAUCCCAGACCCCAGGGGUGGACUGAGGCACUGGCAGCACAGAGCGCUUGCUGUGUCUGCGCCCACACACCCACACCCUACGGCAACGCGCAGACAACGAACUGGGCUCAAUCCAGUGUUAACAACAAUAAUGAAUGAUGAAAUAAAACAGUGACGAUACACUGUAAUAAAAGCUAUGCGGUGUGGUCUAUCACACCACCUUA